UAGGGUAUGCUGUCCUUUGUCGUUCCACUUUUAGCAGAAUUCAACGUUUUUCUAAUGGGUAGAGAUCUUUAUGCUUGAGACUGUGUGGAAACCUUGGACUUGAGCUCCACUCUCAGUUAUUUUUUGUAUUUGCUAAAACUUAAAUACAUUCUGUCCACCUCUAGCAUGAUAUCUGGUAUGUGAUAGGAACCCAAUAAAAGUUUGGCUUUGAUGGGAGUGUAUGUUUCUACAUUAUUUUUGGAGGGCAAUUAGGUAGUAUCUUUCAAAAUUUUAAGUUUGUAUGUGUUUCAUUCCAGACAUUCUACUUCUAGGAAUUUAGAUAUAGUUGUAUAUAUGUAUAAGGAUGUUCACAUUGCAGCAUUGUCUGUAACAAGAUUUGAAAAGAACCUGAAAACCACUAAAGGUCCGUUAAUAUUGAACUGGCUAAAUACGUUAUGGUACUUUUAAUUAUGUUACUCAUAAGCAAGUAAAUUGCCUAUAGCCAUUAAAAAAUAGAAUCUAUGUAUGCAUAAAUUGACUGGGAAAAUCAGUGUUCAAGGUAUAUUGUAGAAUAUGUACAGUUACUCCUUUUGUAUAAAAAUAGAGGAUAUACAUAUAUGUGAAAGUAAAUAUGUAUACACAAUAUGCAAAAUGUGAAUGUAAGCACUGAUAAAUAUCUAGAAGAACACACAAGGAACUGGGGCGGGGCGGAUCGGGCAGAGGGACUUCCCUGUGCCUCACUGUUUGAAUUCUGAAGGGUGCAUACACUCCCUUAUUGACCUGUGCUACCGGCUUCUGGCUAAAGAGGGCGCUGUAGCCACCAAAGUCCUGUUUACAAAUCAGGAGUCUCAGUAAGCCAGCGUAGUUACGCCAUCACGACCGGCGGUGGCACAUGCGCAAUAGCGGGACGCUGGAGCGCGGCCUAGGUGGCUGCCGAGUCUCUUCCGGUCUAGGGUCUUAUCCUGGCACUGAGGGCGCCGAACUGGCUCUUUUGGCCGGCUUGGCAUUGGGUGGGCGGCUUCUUGGGACCCACAUGAGCCAGUGGCAUCAUCCCCGCAGUGGCUGGGGCCGGAGACACGACUUUUCAGGACGCUCCUCAGCCAAGAAGAAGGGCGGAAACCACAUCCCCGAAAGGUGGAAAGACUAUCUCCCAGUUGGACAGCGGAUGCCUGGGACUCGUUUCAUUGCUUUCAAAGUUCCUUUGCAAAAGAGUUUUGAAAAGAAACUUGCUCCAGAAGAAUGCUUUUCCCCUUUGGAUCUUUUUAACAAAAUCCGAGAACAAAAUGAAGAACUUGGACUGAUUAUUGAUUUAACAUAUACUCAACGCUAUUAUAAACCAGAGGAUUUGCCAGAAACUAUUCCUUACUUAAAAAUUUUUACAGUUGGACAUCAAGUGCCUGAUGAUGAGACUAUUUUUAAAUUCAAACACGCUGUUAAUGGGUUUUUGAAAGAAAAUAAAGAUAAUGAUAAACUUAUUGGUGUCCAUUGUACCCAUGGUUUAAACAGGACUGGCUACCUUAUUUGCAGAUAUUUGAUUGAUGUAGAAGGCGUGAGGCCAGAUGAUGCAAUUGAAUUAUUCAAUAGGUGCCGGGGACAUUGCUUAGAAAGACAGAACUACAUUGAAGACCUUCAGAAUGGUCCUAUCAGAAAGAAUUGGAAUUCCAGUGUACCCAGGUCAAGUGGUUUUGAAGACUCAGCACAUCUCAUGCAACCAGUCCACAAUAAGCCUGUUAAACAAGGACCUAGGUAUAAUCUACAUCAGAUCCAAGGUCACUCAGCUCCUGGACAUUUCCACACCCAGACCCAAAAUUUGCAACAGUCAGUCAGAAAAUUUUCAGAGAAUCCACAUGUUUACCAGAGACGCCGUCUCCCUCCUCCUGGUCCCCCUGGAGAGGACUAUUCACACAGGAGGUACUCUUGGAAUGUGAAGCCCAAUGCCAGUCGGGCAGCCCAGGAUAGAAGGUGGUAUCCUUACAAUUACUCCAGACUCUCCUAUCCAGCCUGUUGGGAAUGGAACCAGUGAUACAAACCUGUCCUGGAAUUCUACCUGGAGACCAGAGCUGGCCAGAAGAUUACUGGUGUGACUUUUAAUUAGUUCAGGUCUAAUCAGGUUUCUUUAUUGUUCCCUUAUGUAUUCAAGCUUAAGGAAAAAUUGCAUUGCUGUUUACCUCUUUGCUGAUAAAUUUGCAGUAAUUACAGCAUUGCAGGAAAAACAAUCUGUUAUUCCAGUCUUAAAUUUUUCUAAAAGAAGACAAUAUUUUAGAACUGAAGCAUUAAGAACUUCCCUUGCAAAUUAUUUUUAAAAUUCUAUCUUGUUUUUCUAUGUAUUUCUUUCUGACUAGACUUGUGAUAUGCAUGUGUUUAUGUACAGAGAUUUUUAGUGUUUUUGUUAUGUUCUGUUAUUGACCCAAAGGCCAUCUUUAUUUUCUAUAACUGUUCAAAAUUUAUAUUAAAAUCUACUUAGGAGAUAA
Messenger RNA from Pongo pygmaeus (Bornean orangutan), 2450 nucleotides. It is a transcript of the gene DUSP11, whose product is annotated as dual specificity phosphatase 11. The record is from RefSeq and is a predicted model, not a curated record. The transcript is spliced from 9 exons. Lineage: Eukaryota; Metazoa; Chordata; Mammalia; Primates; Hominidae. The coding region runs from base 872 to 2002 and encodes 376 amino acids. Gene Ontology annotation, molecular function: polynucleotide 5'-phosphatase activity. Gene Ontology annotation, biological process: protein dephosphorylation.